This is a messenger RNA of Columba livia (rock pigeon), 4349 nucleotides long. RefSeq names its product interleukin 13 receptor subunit alpha 2 (gene IL13RA2). Gene Ontology annotation, molecular function: protein binding; erythropoietin receptor activity. Gene Ontology annotation, biological process: cytokine-mediated signaling pathway. NCBI's taxonomy places the organism in Eukaryota, Metazoa, Chordata, Aves, Columbiformes, Columbidae. Gene Ontology annotation, cellular component: external side of plasma membrane. The transcript is spliced from 9 exons. Bases 95 to 1237 code for a protein of 380 amino acids. The record is from RefSeq and is a predicted model, not a curated record.
CCUCCUUCCACACGUGCUGCAGGACAGCUUUUCUGACACCUCACACCUUCCAGCAAGAACUUCUGAAGUCCUUCCUCUGCCAUCCUACCUCUGAAUGGCUCUCCGGUGGCUUUAUGUUCUCUCCAUGAUGCUGGUGUGGGGCUCCAUUGUCUCCUCCUCCUUCUACCACACCUCAGUUGCCCCCCCACAAGACCUUCAGAUCACUGAUCCUGGACUCUUAGGUUCUCUUGAUAUCGAGUGGAAGCCUCCACCCAAUGUACAAACCUUCAAUGAAUGCACAGUGAAAUACAAGUUUGAAUACCGCAACACUGGUGACAGAGACUGGAAGGUUAUUUUUACCAAAAAGCUAAAAUUCAGAGUUGGAUUUGACCUCAGCAGGACUGCUGAAGUGAAGAUACAGACACUGCUUGAAGGACAGUGUACCAAUGAUGUGGAGGUGCAAAGUGACUGGAUUUUUGCCACCUUUCAGGUCCCAUUGCAAGGAAAACUGGAAUCAGAGGUUCAGAAUUUCCACUGCAUCUAUCAUGACUGGAAGUACCUCAAGUGCACUUGGAAACCAGGUCAUCCUGCUCCUCGUGGCGUACAUUAUGGGCUAUAUUAUUGGUACGAGGGGCUGGACCGUGCAGCGCAGUGUGAUGACUAUAUUCAGGAUCAUGGUGUAAAUGUCGGCUGCAUGUUGCAGAAUAUGAGCCAGGCAGAAUACAAGGACCUGAUCAUUUGUGUCAAUGGUUCAGCAACAGCCACACUGCUACGGCCAUUGUACGUCACCCUUCGCCUUCAUAACCUAGCAAAGCCCUCACCCCCGGAGCAGCUGGUGGUUUCCAUGUCUGCAUCUGAGGAACUUCACAUGGCUUGGAGCCCACCGAGCAGUGAAACACCGCCCCAGUGUCUGGAGUACGAGGUUCAGCUGGCAGAAGAUCAGGGCGAGGCCAAGGCUGCCUGGGUGUCUGUAUCAACCCAAAUGGAGACUACUUUAACAGUAUCCAGAGCAAACCAAAGCCGCAUUUCAUGUGUUCGAGUCAGAGGGAGAACAAAUAUUUUCUGUGCUGACCAGGGCUUUUGGAGUGAAUGGACACAGGAGUGUUUCUCCGUGCCCAGAAAACAGGACGAACAGCUAUUUAUCCUCAUUCCAGUCAUUCUGAGUUUGUCCAGUAGCCUCAUAAUAUUUACAUUGAUUGGCCAGUGCAAGAAAAGAUCCCCAGCGGGAAAGCCAUUGCACACAUCGGUGGGAUGCUAACUCUGCUUGUGACUGCUGUACCACUUGUGUUUGACGGAUUGCUCUUAAAACCUCACCCAAGGACAGCCAAGAAGCCCUGAGCUAUAGCCCACGUGGGUCUUCCCUACCUGCUGUCAAUUUACAUGGCUGGUCAUUGCAAUUCAAGUCCUCAGUGGGCCCAGGAAACUAUUGGAGGAGCCUUAAACUGACUCUGGAACAAGAUGUUUCUGAUAACAGGACAAGGGAGAAAAAGAAGGCAGUGCAAACUGCUGUAGAUAAAGAUGACACAUUGCUCUGUGGGUUUGGUUUUUGUUGUUGUUUUUUUUAAGGACUCUACAUGUCAACAGGCCACACACUGAAGUGCAGCACCUCACACACAAUGCUUAGUACAAAUGCCUACAUCUAAUCACUGUACCCCACCCUGCUCUCACCAGUCCUCCUACUCCCCAAAUACUCAGCUGGCUGAGAGCACCUCAAUGCUGAACAUUAGCUGCUUGAACUAUUUAUUUCAUUAGCUGUUAUGCCUUAUCUGUUGCAAAGGUGAAGUGGGUAGGCCUUGAGAGAAACUUUUGCUAUAAAAAGACAUGACCACAGCUACUGCAAAAGACAGAUGCUUCAGAGGAGAAAUGAGAUACCAAAAUUCAACGAAGCACCCAAGAUGACUCUCAACACCACCUAUUCAGCUGAUGAAGUUGCUGAGUGGUUUUUAAGGAGCACUCCCCUAUGAUGAUGAUAAAAAAAAACAAACCAUCAACUCUAGAUGAGACACUGUCCUCCAAGUCCAAGUUCUGUUUGUUUCUUUUUGUUUUGGUUUGGUUUUGGGUCAAGGAACUAACCAAUUCAAACCCAGAUGUGCUUUCAUUUAAUCUGAACAACCCAGAAAACCUAUUUUCUUGCAGGAGCGUUUGUUCAAAAUGAGAACAGUAAAAGCUCAGAGAGAAAAUCAAGUUUGCGUCAAUCAGCUAUGUAAAGAGCCAUGCUAAUCCAAUUGGGCACGAAACAACACAGCAAGUGCUGUCUUACACAUCCAACUGCAAAAUUAUUCAAUCACUAUCAGCUGCUUCCACUGCUAAAUGGGCAACAACCCAAUGUUAUUUGGGGAGCAACCAAAGGAGGAGAGCACCAGGAAAAAAAAAAAAAAAAGGUCUAUGCACAGACUGGAGCAGAAAUGAAGUUCCUGGCUGCUGUUAUUUUGAUGAGAUAUAACCUCUGCCUUUGUUACCUCCUGGGGCUUCUGGCCAGCCAGCAUGAGAUGGCUUUAUAUUUAAAAAUAACAGUGGUCAUGCAAUGGGCAUUGAAAUACUGUGUUUUACCUUGAUGAAUGCAGCACAUUAGAAUUGGAGAUGGGAGCUGGACUUGUAAGGCACUGACUGGUCUAACAGAGAAGGUGAAAUGAACCAUGAGCAAGGGAAGGAAGCAGGAGUAAAGCUGGCUUGGCCCAGAAGCAACCUCCAGCCCCAGCUCAGGGAGACCUGGCAGAAACCUCCAAAACAUGCUCAUCAGAGCAAUUCAAGGUAAUGCACAGUUCACACAACUGACCAGAGGCAGGAGGCUCAGGAUGGCAUUUCCUCCUCUGUGUGGUGGGAGAAAGCAGCUCUUUGCUGAUGCCCUUCUGCCAUCUGCAGAGUCCCCUUCCUUCCUGCUCUGCUCUCCAACAGGACUUUUGCAGUGACAAGGGGCACAGCCCCACACUGUGGCUGCCCCUGGCCAACACAAUGCAAAGAUUUUGUUCUGACUUGAUCCAGAGGCUGGUCUGCAUGUACCUCCCCACAGAGCGAUGGGCAUCAGGGCAAUCUCUGGGAGGACCAAGACUGGAUCUUCUGUUCUACAAAACCAAGAUGAACAGAGAUACUCAGCUAAGUUUGUUAUAGGGGUUUGGGUACUUUCAGGAACUAGAGGACCUUAGCACAUCUACAACUGGGUAGCAUUUGGGCUAUGGGUUUUCAGAACUACCACCAGGGCAAGAGUUAUUGCAUUAAUAAUAUCACUGAAAACCAGAGAAAGCACUAGAGAAAAACUAUUGGAAAGAGUCCAAUUGAGAUUUGCCGUUACUGGAAAUAACUCCAGGUAGGCCUUCGAUGUUCUGCCAGCAACUUAAGCCAUUUAAAUAUCUACUAAAACCAAAUCAGUGCAUGGUGAACCUCUCCCACGGGAAACACAAGACAGGCAGCUAGAGCCCAUCCUGCUGCCCUGGGUACAUCUGAUGUAAUCUCGCCCAUUUCACCGUGCGCGGAUGUUGGGCACAAGCAUCUGGAGUGGGCCAAAUGGUGCUAGAACCCUGACCUGCUGGACAGGUUUAAAUUGGGUUAAAGUUUCUAGUCUAAUUUUGUCCAAAGAAGAGGUAAGAAGGGAAGAAGAAUUAAAGAGAAUGAGUGCACAUAAGAGGUGGUGAAGGAACAGAUGUUGUACCUCUGUAGCUAGAACUCACCCCCAAAAAAGAUCAGAGCUAUUUCAGGAACCACAAAAUAUAAAAGUUAGGCUGAAGCCUGCCUAGAAACCUGCCUAGUAACAGAGUGAUAAAUUAAGUAUAUCUACUUAUAGUAUCUAUAUGCUGCAGCUCUACAGGAGCGUUUAGGUAAUGAACGCUGGGCUUGGUCCUGGGACAACACUCCCUGCUCAGCAAACUCAUGCUGAAGAAGGUCCUUGCUGCAGCAGGACACCCCCAACCCACUUUCUUACAGCAUCACAUCUAUGGCAUCCAGAAAAUGUAAUCCUAAUAUGUGGCCAGCAGCUAGUCCUUCCCAACAACCUGAUCAUUGCUACAGUUUCAGUAGUAUGUUUUUUUUUUUUUCCCUGUGUUUAUAGAAUUACACUAAUUAUGUAUUUCUCUCACACAAUAUUUGUCUUACAGUGGUUUAAUUAAUUGGCUGUAUGCCAUAAUUAAUAUUUUCAGUAAAGAGCUUUAAAAAUCCCUCCUUUGGCAUACUCUGCUCUUAUUGUGCCCAGCUCAUGUCUGGGUUCCCUGGUGUUUUUACCAUCUUAGCCCCACAUAUCUGGUGAGGCAUGUCCUUGCCAAACAUACAGAGAACUCCUUUGCAUACCAUUGGGUUUGGGGUCCUUUUUUUUUUUUCUGUCUUUGACUGAUGAAUUCUUAGAGCUAUUUGUUGAAGAAUAAAAAGCAACCUUUCCUAUA